GCAGCGACCGACAGCAGGGUGGUUUACAGAACCAGCAAGCCCCGACAGUGGCCAGUGGCCGAGUGGCGAAUCAACCUUUCGCCGAUAAGAGCCGCGUCGUGUCCCCGAUCCUCGUACAGGUUUCUCCUCCUUUCGACGAAUCGUGAAAUCGAAAUUUACCAGUGCAACGGAACAGCACGGGAAGUGAUCUGGAUCACGAUUUUCAAAACUACCGCCCGAUGCUUCCCACUCGUCGUCAUCAUCUGUACUGAACGCUGGCUACUCUACGAGUGGUAGCACCCUUUGGGGACCGAUGAUUAUUCGGGGACCAAAGUGGUUAGAAAUCCAGUCGCGUACCACGAUCCAGGCGGGCGUGGUUUGAUGGAUAUUCGAGGGACCUUCCGGCGGAUGUGGCUACUGGGCCGAUAAGCUGGCUCUGUACUAUCGUGAUAAGGGACUCUGGGCUGGUUCCAGGAGGGGUUCCACGGGAUCCGGCUGCGACAGUUGCUGCAUUCGACAAAGAGGAUCGCAACGAUAGAAUGUACAGCUGAUCGGAAUGACGAGGCAAUCUCUGGUGAUCCUAUGCUGCUACCUGUACACGCUCUUUGACAUGGCGGCCCUACAUUUUCCUACUCCGGAGAGGAGAAUCGAGUCGAAGAUGGACGCGAUGAAUUCGUUCUCGUUGCAAAAGCUGGCGACGGUACAAGCUGCCCAAGCAUCACCCGCGACUGUGUCGAGUUUCAGCGAGGAAAUAUGCGAACCGGUACUUUCCACGGAGGUCGAAGGCUGGCAUAUUAAGGUCGAUAGCCUAUCGUCCAGUACGUUUCGACUUUCGGCGAGAAAGCGUGGGUACCGAUUCUUUCCGAAGAUCGAAAGGGAGUCGGAUCUCGAGGAGUACGGCAGGAAGGAGGCCUCUUUGUCACUGAGAGACAUCCUACCAUUGAAUCCGAAGCAGUACGACAAGCACAGGGCGCCGAAGUUCUUGGGGCAGCCUACUAUCGUCUACUUCCAUGUCACCGUGCUCAGUCUUGACUCCAUAAACGAGGAGUCUAUGACGUACGUUGCUGACAUAUUUCUGGCACAGAGUUGGCGGGAUUCGAGACUUCGACUUCCGGAGAACAUGUCCGAAGAGUAUAGAAUAUUGGACGUUGACUGGCUGCACAAUAUCUGGAGGCCUGACUGCUUCUUCAAGAACGCGAAGAAGGUCACCUUCCAUGAGAUGUCGAUACCGAAUCAUUAUCUUUGGCUCUAUCAUGACAAGACUCUACUUUACAUGUCUAAAUUGACCCUCGUUCUUUCCUGCGCGAUGAAGUUUGAGUCUUAUCCACACGAUACUCAGAUUUGCUCAAUGAUGAUCGAAAGUUUGUCACACACAACGCAGGACCUGGUGUUCAUAUGGAACAUGACGGAUCCAUUGGUGGUGAAUCCAGAGAUCGAGCUGCCGCAGUUGGACAUUUCGAACAAUUACACGACCGACUGCACGAUCGAAUACUCGACCGGGAACUUCACGUGCAUUCAAAUAGUGUUCAAUCUGCGUCGUCGUCUCGGCUAUCACCUCUUCCAUACGUAUAUACCGUCCGCGCUGAUCGUGGUCAUGUCCUGGAUCGCGUUCUGGAUCAAACCCGAGGCGAUCCCCGCUCGGGUCACUCUCGGAGUGACGUCACUGCUGACCCUCGCCACUCAGAACACGCAGUCCCAGCAAUCACUGCCACCGGUUUCCUACGUGAAAGCCAUCGACGUUUGGAUGUCCUCUUGCAGCGUGUUCGUGUUCCUAUCCCUGAUGGAGUUUGCCGUAGUGAACAACUACAUGGGUCCUGUGGCCACCAAAGCCAUGAAAGGAUAUUCUGACGAAGAUCUCAGGGAGGCCAUCGACGAGUUCAAAACGCCGAUGAGGAAUGAUUCCGAGAGAAGCAGAAGUCCGGUGAGACCUGCGACCGUUCAAUACGACACCUGCUGCCAGGGUCGGGCGACUGCGAUUUACAUCGACAAGUUCUCCAGAUUCUUUUUUCCGUUUUCUUUUCUCAUCUUGAAUGUCGUCUAUUGGAGCACCUUCCUAUAAGAUGGACCAGUUUCCUUUGAUGAAAGGAACAGAAGUGAGAAGAAAGAUGAAAAUCGUCGAAGGGCUUCGUUCGAACUUUGUUAACUGCUGCACGAUGAUAUUUUCAUUCGUUCGGAAAAUUGGAAAAUUAAUUUCAUCCUAGAAUCAAGUAAAUAGAAAAUAAGUAUCGCAGUUAACAAAGAUUCGAACGAAUUGGAUGGUUUUUCUACGAGAGAAAGUUUGCUAGAAAAAUUUUCAAUGCCUUUUAUAUAUAGAAAACAAGCACCGUCGAAUACGGUCGUACAUUAAUUUAAUUAAUGAUAAGUAUUUACUGAUUAAGUCGCGUUAACACGUUCGAGGGCAGAUAAUUAUCGUAAAACGAUAUCCAGAGGGUAGCAAUUUAAUCAUGACUGUAAUUAUGAGUCGUAUAAAGUAUAAAAAAUAGGAUUCAUCGUCGGUCUCGAAGGUGUUAAGGUUCCACAAAAAAUGUAUUAUAAUAUAUCGAUUGAUCAAAUGUACUCACCCGAUCCGAAGACACGUAGAUUGAUUUCUGAAACGUAUUGUCGCUGUAAUAUUUUGAACAAGAAAAAAAAAAAAGAAUCUCUGUCUACCCAUUCGUUCGUUAUAUGAGAUCGCAGAUUCUAAGUGCAAAUAAAAGGAGUACUAAAAUAUCUAGUGAACUUAAGUAAACUGUGACUAAGAAACAAACUUGUAGACAGGGUAAUGAAAGAGACGUCAAGUUUUCAGAAACAGUUCAUUUAUUCGUUCGAGAGAAUUCUGGCUUGCGUGAAUCGUGGUUUCCUGACUUUUGUCCCCUCUUCUUCCUGCCACCGGAUCGAUGAAACCUGCUCGCUGAAACCACUGAAAGCUCUCUAAAGUCGUGAAAGUUUCAGCUUGGA
Molecule: messenger RNA, 2916 nt
Organism: Osmia lignaria (orchard mason bee)
Lineage: Eukaryota; Metazoa; Arthropoda; Insecta; Hymenoptera; Megachilidae
Gene: HisCl1
Product: Histamine-gated chloride channel subunit 1
Biological process (GO): monoatomic ion transmembrane transport
Cellular component (GO): membrane
Molecular function (GO): transmembrane signaling receptor activity; extracellular ligand-gated monoatomic ion channel activity
Source: RefSeq, a predicted model, not a curated record